Nicotiana tabacum (common tobacco) is the source of this 1224-nucleotide messenger RNA. NCBI's taxonomy places the organism in Eukaryota, Viridiplantae, Streptophyta, Magnoliopsida, Solanales, Solanaceae. The record is from RefSeq and is a predicted model, not a curated record.
AUGUUGUCGAAGAGGGACACUGGCCGGUUCGUCGAACAGACGUAUAGUGAUGAUGCAGCUGCACAUGCUAUUCCAAAAACCUUUAAAAUACCGCCCUAUCUCAGGAUAUAUGACGGUACAACCGACCCUAAAGAUCACGUGACUCAUUACGACACCGCCGUAAAAGGCAAUGAUCUCACCAAAGAACAAGUAUCUUCCAUUUUACUGAAGCAGUUUGGCGAAACCCUCAUGGGAGGGGCAAUUUCACAGCUACCAACACAUUCCAUAGAGUCUUUCGAGGAAAUGGACGACAACUUCGUAACGGCCCAUGCCGGAGCCAAGAAGGUCGAGGCAAGAGUGAAUGACAUAUUUGCUAUUAAGCAAUCCUUGGGAGAGGGACUAAGGGACUUCCUCGCCCGGUUCAACCUAGUGAGAAUGACUAUGCCAAAUGUAUCUAAAGGGAUGGCGGUCACAGCCUUUCAAAAUGAGCCGAGUAGAGAAGGUUCAAGAGCAACUAGAAAACUAUUGAGUCGGUUCAUGAGUUAUCCCCCAACCACUUGGGACAAAGUCCACAAUGCUUACUAUGCUGAGGUCCGUGCAGACGAAGAUGACCUCAACGGACCGACUCACCGACUAACCUCGGUACAAGCCGAAUCAAGAAAAGAGCGAAGAGACACCCCCAGAAGAGAUCAUCCAAUUCCACGACCUAACAGGGAACAACAUCAACCAUAUAUCAGGACGGCCGCCGCGCCCUCCCCCCGCUACGAAGAAAAGAUAGUCUACGCCUUGGAGAAGCUCGGGCCAAAAGUGACGUUGCCGCCAAAGAUGAGAUCAGACCCUAAUACCAGAAAAUCUGACGCCCUUUGUGAGUUCCACCAGGAACGAGGGCACAAGACUGAAGAUUGCACCGCCCCGAGGGGAAGAACCAAUUUUGCCAAAGGACGUGAACACCAAAGACCGCCUAAACCACCCUCACCAGCUCGUACCAUCAAGAUGAUCAUUGGCGGCGGCGGUGACGCCUCUAUCAACAGCGUGAAGUUCACUACUACCCACAAACUCAAGCGAUCUAUCACCCGCGAACUAUAUGACGAACUCGAAGAAAGUAUUAUCUUUGACAAGUCGGACGUUGAUAGUUUGGAUUUUCCUCAUAAUGAAGCCCUCGUUAUUACCCUACGAAUUUUAGAUACUGAUGUUAAAUGCAUUAUGAUAGAUGAAGGGAGCGGCGCGUGCAUUAUCCAUCCCUGA